Portunus trituberculatus (swimming crab) is the source of this 2406-nucleotide messenger RNA. RefSeq lists its product as uncharacterized. The coding region runs from base 241 to 1332 and encodes 363 amino acids. NCBI's taxonomy places the organism in Eukaryota, Metazoa, Arthropoda, Malacostraca, Decapoda, Portunidae. The transcript is spliced from 7 exons. The record is from RefSeq and is a predicted model, not a curated record.
AAAAAAACAUAGGGCAAAUUUCAACAUCGCCAUCAGCAGCAGCGGGAGGUGGUGGUGGAGGUGGAGGUGGUGGUGCGGUCUCAAUGCGAAGAACAAUCCUACGCACGAUUUCAGGCCGGUAAAAGGAGGAGGUGCACGGAAGGAUGAAAGGAGCGAAGGGAGCAGCGUUGCCAGACCUGUGAACACACCUCCUCGUCACCCUCCACUUGAUAUUGUGAUUAUACAGAUAGAGGCGCGGAGAUGGCGUCUGCCCUCCUAGCGUGCAUAACAGCUGGCUGCAUCUUAAUUACAGUGGCGGUGAGCGGAGCCGGGGGGGCGGGAGUGCGAACAGAAACAGGGCCAGGAACAGUAGAAACAGAAAUCAACACAGGAACAGGAACCAGCAACAGCAGAACCACCACCACCACCACGAACAUCCACACCAACACCAACACCAGACAAAGCACCAGCAGCACCAGGAGAACCAGUACCAGAACUAAAAUCAAACUCGGGACGGGGCUAAGUCGAGGUGGAUCACGCAACAAAAAGAUGAGUUAUCUAGACAAGACAGUACAAAUCACGGAGUUACUGGUGCCGAGCUCGCCUCGUGCUGGCCUGGACGUAACGCUCUCCUGUCGCUUUCGUCUCGGCGGGCCUGACCAUCACCUCUACACAGUCAACUGGUGGCGUGACCGGGACCAGUUCUACAGCUAUAAGGACAAUAUUUUCGAGCCCAAGCAAGCCUAUACCUUCCGCGGCAUCCAUGUUAAGUUGGAGGAGUCGACGGCGGAGACAGUAGUGCUGGAAGGCGUGACGGAAGAGACAUCUGGUAUGUUCAAGUGUGAGGUGAUGGGCGAGGGACCCUCCUUCAGGACAGCCACUGACACCAAGAGGAUGACAGUCGUAGUUCCGCCGCAGCAACUAAGGAUUGAGUACAGGAGUCGCACGCAGCUGCCCAGGUACCGUUUGGGACAGACGGUGUACCUUAACUGCACAGCGCGGGGAGCCAAGCCCAGAGCCAUCCUGAACUGGGAGGUCAACGGAACACCGGUGCGGGAGGCCAGUCUGUACCGCUACCCUGACACGCGUGACAAGCGCGGACAGGUCACCUCCACACUGGGCCUCAGGUGGCGCUCUCCGGACACCUUUCGUGACCCCCUGGCGCGUGUUACCUGCCGCGCCACCAUUCCUGGGGGCCACGUCACCUCAGAGUCUGAGGUGAUCUAUCUGGACACCGCCUCCAGCGUCACCUACCACCACCGCUACUCCUCAAAAGGAGCUCGUCUCCAGCCGCCCUGGACAACAACAGUCUCCGUGGCGGUACUGUCCAUCGCACGGAUCAUCUCUUUUUAGGGACUCUCACUACUUAAGUCCACGCCGCAAACACUAAACACCCACCCUCAGGAGGCGCCACGCUUGCUCCUAAUAAGAAUAAUCACUAAAGUAAGCUAAUAGAUCAUAGUGCUGUAAAAAAAUGAAUAAAUAAUAACAAAAAAAUAAAAAUACAUAUAAAUACAAGAAAAAAAAGGUAAUAAUAAGCACUACAAUUAAUCAUACAAAGAAAAUGUACACAUGUAGAUUAUAAGUUCAUAAAUCAAGAAUAUCGGUGAAGGAAACUGUGUGUGUGUGUGUGUGUGUGUGUGUGUGUGUGUGUGUGUGUGUGUGUGUGUGUGUGUGUGUGUGUGUGGUGGGUGGGUGGGUGUGUAUGUCCCAGUAAUGUCAAGGUUUGUGAAUAUCUAGAGAUAAGAGAGGAAUUGGAAAAGGACACGCCAAUAAAUAUAAGCAUGGGAAAAUAGGAAAACAGGGAGUAAGAGUAAUGGAAGGAGCGGCCACCGGGAAAACCAAUACUGCCUAAAACCCGAGAAAGGCGGAAUGGGUAACCAAAAUAAAAGAAAGAAAAAUAGUGGAUGGCGAAAAAAAAGAAGAAAAAGAAAAAUAAAAAAAUAAGAGGAGAUGCUACGGACGAAUGUCAUAAAAUAAAAUACUCUCGCCUGAAAUUUUUCGCAAAAAUAAAGAAGAAAAAGAAGAGGGAAAAUAAUAACAAAAGAAAAUGCAAGCACCACAAUACUGUAACUCCGCCAUUCCGUAUUUGGAUUUUUUUUUUAAAGCAGAAUAAAAGCAACGGAAAAAUACGUGAUAAAUGAAGGAUGAAAAAUAGAAAGAAAUUAUGAAUAACAAAAGGAUCAUCUGUUAAAAAGAAAAUGGAAUACGGUUUGUGAGAAGGUUAUAAGCGCCUCCUUCACCACCACCACCACCACCACCAUCACCACCAUAACCACAAUCAUUAGUAUCACCUCUGUCGCUACCACUGCCACCAUCAUUCGCAACAACAACAACAACAACAACAACAACAACAACAGUAACACCAACGACAACAACUACAGUAACAACAAUGACAACAACAAUCUUUACCAACACUACAACUAA